Messenger RNA from Schistosoma mattheei, 1400 nucleotides. Lineage: Eukaryota; Metazoa; Platyhelminthes; Trematoda; Strigeidida; Schistosomatidae. The record is from the annotation of a GenBank genome assembly.
AUGAAACAACAUAAUCUUAUGUAUGAUAAAGGUUUAGUAUUAUAUACAAUAGGAUUAAAUCAAUUCUCUGAUUUAAACUGGAGUCAUAUAAGUACAAUAUAUUUAACGAAUUUAAGUCAAUAUUUAAAUAAACAUAAACAAAAAAGUCAAAUGUUAUUGAAACAAUCUUUAAAUGAAACAAUAUUAAAGGAAAUACCAGAUUCAUGGGAUUGGAGAAAAGUAGGUGCUGUAAGUAAAGUUAAAAUCCAGGGUAAAUGUGGUGCUUGUUGGGCGUUUUCAGCUGCUGGAGCAUUAGAGGGACAGUUAAAAAAUAGGACUGGUACUUUUGUUGAAUUAUCACCACAACAAUUGAUUGACUGUAGUUAUUCAUUUGGUAACCACGGCUGUUUAGGCGGUGAUAUGAAUAAUGCAUUUCGAUAUGUUGAAAAAGAUGGAAUACAAUCAGAAGAAAGUUAUCCUUAUUUGACAAAAGAAGGUAAAUGUCAACAUAUUAAAUCAUCAUCAUUAACCUACUCUAAAUCAAUUAUAGAGAUUAAACUCAAUGAUGAAGAACAGUUGAAAUAUGUUCUAUAUGAACAUGGACCAGUUUCAGCUGGCAUAAACGUAGAGCAACAAUUUAUGAGAUACAAGAACGGCAUAUAUCAAUCCCAGUCUUGUUCGUCUACAGAAGUUAAUCAUGCAGUUCUGAUAGUUGGAUAUGGAGAAGAAAACGGUGUACAAUACUGGAUUAUUAAAAAUAGUUGGGGACAUCAUGGGGAGAAGAUGGUUAUGUAAGAAUACGUCGUAAUUAUAAUAACAUGUGUGGCGUAGCAACUAUGGCAAGUGUACCGAAGCUAUAGAUACACCUGUUAAUUAUCUAAAUAAACAGUAAGGUGUUGAGUUGAUUCUUUGUUUAAUGCCGGAAAAUUUGUUGCUUGCGUUUAUCCGAAUACAAUAACCUACAAUCACAAAAACUACUAAUACUACAAGGUUCAAAAUAUUCACUAUUAGAAGAACAUUGUUUUAUGAUAAUUACGGUACAUCAUCUAAUAAUAUGCCAUAUUUGUGACAGUAACCUUGCUCCCAUUCCCAAAUUUCAAAAUAUCCUUAGAAUACCUGAAAACCAGGCUCUUUUAUUACUACUUUUACAGUUCCCGUGACUGCAUAUUUUCCAUUCAGUUUUCACCAUCUUUGAUGAAGUUUUUAAUUUACUUGAAAGACCCAUUACCUUCAGCGCACUGUUAUCAAUAACAGCACUCAACAUUUCAUGAAAUUCCUGAGCAUUUCUAUUAAAGUUUCACCAGAAUUUUAUUGUUGAUUGAAUAGUUAGAAAUCAUGACUUCUGGAAAAUUCCAAGUACUUUGAUCAGAAGAAAGACAUAAAUGUAUUGCUACAAAUUAGUAUUUUAAAUAAGAUAAUAG